This is a messenger RNA of Pipra filicauda (Wire-tailed manakin), 1001 nucleotides long. RefSeq names its product RNA binding motif protein 7 (gene RBM7). The record is from RefSeq and is a predicted model, not a curated record. Gene Ontology annotation, molecular function: single-stranded RNA binding. Gene Ontology annotation, cellular component: nucleus. The transcript has 5 exons. Gene Ontology annotation, biological process: regulation of alternative mRNA splicing, via spliceosome. Lineage: Eukaryota; Metazoa; Chordata; Aves; Passeriformes; Pipridae. Bases 64 to 864 code for a protein of 266 amino acids.
GCACCCGCGCACGCGGAGAGCGGCCGCCAGAGAGCGCGCGCUCGGCUGGCCCCGGGCUUGGCCAUGGGGGCGGCGGCGGCCGAGGCGAACCGGACGCUCUUCGUGGGCAACCUGGACCCCAAGGUCACCGAGGAGCUCAUCUUCGAACUCUUCCACCAGGCGGGGCCCGUGAUCACCGUGAAGAUCCCGAAGGACCGGGACGGACGACCCAAGCAGUUCGCCUUCGUCAAUUUCAAGCACGAGGAGUCGGUGCCGUACGGGCUGCAGCUGCUCAACGGGAUCAAGCUGUACGGGCGGCCCAUGCGCAUCCAGUUCCGAUCAGGGAGCAGUCAUGCAGCCCAGGACACCAGUCUAUCCUGUUCCCCCCUCGGAGCUGCUGGUGCCAUCCCUCCUGGAAUGCCACAUCCAGCCUCCAACUGCAGCAGAUACGAGAGGGUUACCGAGGGGUUCCCGCCGAGCCUGCAGAGACAAGCGGUGAUGAACAGCAUGGCACGGCAGCAGCCCCAUUUCGGCAGCAAGUACGAGCAGCCCAACUUCGCCCCUCCCGCCUACCCUCCCGCCUUCCACGCCCCGCCACUGGGCUCCCCUUUGCCGCGGCGCCCCGAGGGGCCAGCGCUGCGCAAGGGCCGGCUGGGCGCCCACCCCUACCCGCCGGACAGCCGGCACUUCGGCCGGGAGCGCUUCGGCCCCGACUACGGCCGCGGCAAGCGGGACGACUACGGCUUCGACGAGAGGGGCCACGACGCCGAGCACCACUACCGGGGCGAGCCCUAUGACGACAGGCACCGGGACGGCUGGAGCCACGACUACGACCACCGCAGGGAGAGCUACAGGGAGGCCAAGUGGCACCCGUCGCGGCACUGACGGACUCUGAGCGCAAAGCAAACGCGACCCGUUUCUUACUGAGUACAUGUAUAAAAUGCCUUCCCCGCAAAAAACCCCCCAGUGAAAAAAAACCUUUUAGUGUUUGUAAAAAUAUCAGCAGCCCAGUCCUGCCAAAC